UUUAGACAGUGUCUAAAUUCCGGGUCGAGCGGUAUACAACGGAGUGAAGUGAUAACAACCUAACCUUUAUUUCUUAUUGUUAUGUGUUAAAUAUUUCAAACAUGGCUCCUAAAGUCACAAAUUAUAUUGAAUGGGCCCAUCAAACAGCGGCCGAGAAAAAAACUCAUGUCAGUUUCCCGCAGUUGAAGUACCCAUCGUUAAGGGAAGGAGGGCUAAAGGAUCCCAUACAAUGGUUGGAAGGCAAAGCCAUGGACGAUGGAGCUGAAGGUUUAUGGAGAAUACGUGAUGGGCUUUACGAUUUCGAAGAAUUUCAAGAUAAACAUCCCGGCGGCGCUGAGUGGUUGGAGCUCUCUAAGGGGACAGACAUUACAGAGGCUUUCGAGUGCCAUCACUUGAAUCCUGUUGUGGAAAAGAUGAUAGAAAAGUAUUAUAAAAGAGACGCUAAGACGCCAAGAAAUUCUCCGUUCACAUUUGAGGAAGAUGGUUUUUAUAAAACUUUAAAACGAGCUGUCAGAGAGGAAAUAAAGAAAAUUCCUCCAAGUAAACAAAAGCGGCCAGAUUUUAUCAUUGAUGCUCUUUUUGCAACCGUUUUGGUUGCGUCUGCUGUAUCAUGCUGGUCCACCAACUAUUGGAUUGUGAUGGGAUCUUAUCUGACGGCGUCUUUGGCUAUGGCUUGGACCACGGUUGCAUCACACAGCUAUGUUCACAUGAAAACUAACUGGAGGAUGUAUCUUUUCAACCUUACUUUAAUGUCCUACAGAGACUUCAGAAUAUCUCAUGCUCUUUCUCACCAUCUGUACCCGAACACCCUGAUGGAUUUCGAAGUCAGUGCAUUUGAGCCAAUAAUCUUCUGGAAUCCGAGACAGAAAUCUGCUCGUGUAUACUUUACACUUUGCAUUGAACUUAUUAUCUAUCCAUUUGUUGCUCUCAUCAAUUUCGCUCGGAGAUUUGCAAGCAUUUUUAUCCGUAAAGAUUUCUUCACACGGCACUAUAGAUGGCAUGACGUCAUUGGGCUUCUUCUUCCCGUCUGGAUGUACUUCGCCAGUGGAUCCACUUUCUACCACGCUUUUGUUACCUGGUUGUGGAUUAACUGCACUGCAAGCUUUAUCUUCUUUACCAUCGGAACUAAUGCAGCUCACCAUCAUCCUGAUAUUUUUAAAGACGGAGAUCAGCUAAAAGGUGAAACCGUCGACUGGGGCAUGCAUGAGCUCGAGGCAGUGAUGGACCGCACUGACAUCAACAGCAGUCUCUUCAGGUCCAUGACGUUCUUCGGAGACCACGCCCUCCACCACCUCUUCCCAACUUUGGACCAUGGAAUAUUAAAACAACUUUACCCAGUAUUUUUGGAACAUUGCGAAAAGUUCAAAGCCAAUUUCCGAUUGACCUCGUCCUUUGACCUUUUUAUAGGACAGUUGAGAAUGGCUGUCAAAGAAAAUCCUAAUGUUUUGGAUGAUUCACGCUAGUGAUGACAAUUUGUUAAUUUGAAACGUUUAACGAAAAUUUUACGUUACUAUAAGUGCUUAAUUUUAUUUUUAAACAAGGUCGUUUCGAAAUGACUUCAUAGGAUUGGACUUACCUGUAAACUUAGGUUAACUUUGGAUUCAUUUUUAAGUUCGAAGAACAAUGAACAGAUACAAAGAAAUUCCGUAGAUUAGUAUAAAAAUAUUAAUUGUAACUAUUUAACAAAAUAUUUAGUAUACUUCAUGAUUAUCUUAUCAUUAAACUUAAUUAUGAGAGACAAAGCAAAUAUUUAGGAACAAGUAAUGAAUUCCAGUAAACGGAUAGACGAAAUUAAUCUGUUUUAAUUAUCGUUUGAAGCGUAAAGGUCGCUGUCAUUAUACACAAAAUAUGCUUAAUUUAUGUUUACCUACAAACAAUGUCUCAUUAAAUAAUAAUAACAACAUUUGCUUGCUUUUCCUUCAUUUUGAUUUCCGUUGUUGAAUAACAAGACACCCACUUUUAUGUUAUAAUUUAGGAGUUUAUGGAGCUGAGUAUGGUGUGUGGUUUGUAUUGCGAUGACAAUAAAUUAAGAUACGUUUACUGUGAACUAACCUCACAAUAAGCGC
Spodoptera exigua (beet armyworm) is the source of this 2066-nucleotide messenger RNA. The record is from the annotation of a GenBank genome assembly. NCBI's taxonomy places the organism in Eukaryota, Metazoa, Arthropoda, Insecta, Lepidoptera, Noctuidae.